Pipistrellus nathusii (Nathusius's pipistrelle) is the source of this 2658-nucleotide messenger RNA. The record is from the annotation of a GenBank genome assembly. NCBI's taxonomy places the organism in Eukaryota, Metazoa, Chordata, Mammalia, Chiroptera, Vespertilionidae.
AUGCAGGAAGCAGCCCUCCUCCUGUUUCUCCUGGGGGCCCUGUCAGCGGGAGAGGCGCUACACCUGAUUCGUUUACCUGCUACUAGUAAUGUGGCAGAGAAUUCUUUACCUGGGACUUCAGUGCAUAAGUUUUCUGUGAACUUAUCAGUAUCACUGUCACCUGUGAUCCCAGGGUUUCCCCUGAUAAUCAACACCAGUCCCCUCACUGAAGCCUUCAACGUGAACGGUCUGUCAGGCACCGAGUUUGAGGUUGUCACUACUGGGAAGGAACCACUAGAUUUUGAAACAGGACCAAACACAUUUGAUUUGCAGAUUUACGUUAAGGAUGACGUUGGUGUCACUGACCUUCAGAUCCUAACUGUCCAGGUAACAGAUGUGAAUGAGCCGCCUCAGUUUCUAGGCAACUUGGCAAAAGGUCUAGACCUCUACAUAGUGGAAGGAGCAAACCCUGGAUUCAGUUACCAGGUGGAGGCCUUUGAUCCAGAAGAUACAAGUCACAAUAUACCCCUCAGUUAUUUCCUGAUUUCUCCCUCGAAGAGCUUCGGCAUGUCUGCGAAUGGGACGCUCUUCUCCACAACAGGAUUUGACUUUGAAGCAGGGCAUAACAGUUACCUUCUCACUGUGGAAGUGAGGGAUAGCCAAGGGCUCAGAGCGUCCACCUGGCUGCGGGUGAACAUCGUGAACAUCAACGACGAAAUCCCACGCUUUACCAGCCCAACGCGAAUGUAUGUGAUUCCAGAGGAGCUGGGCACAGGAACCAUCGUAGCCAAUAUCACAGCUGAGGACCCUGAUAAUGAAGGUUUGACCGGUUUCCUCCUCUACAGCAUCACUACUGUUAACAGCUAUUUCAUGAUAAAUCAGUUGACCGGUUCCAUCCAAGUGGCCCACAGGCUAGACCGAGAUGCAGGUGAAUUAAGACAAAAUCCCGCCAUUUCUCUGGAAGUUCUGGUGAAGGACAGACCCUUCGGGGGUCAUGAGAAUCGCAUGCAGAUAACCUUCCUGGUGCAGGACAUUAAUGACAACCCUGCUACUUGCAGCAAGUUCACCUUCAGCAUUAUGGUGCCUGAAAGAGCAGCCAAGGGGACGUUGCUUCUGGACCUGGACACGGUCUGCUUCGAUGAUGACAGCGAAGCCCCUAACAGCCAGUUCAACUUCACCGAGCCAUCUGGAGUGGGGAGCCGCCGCAGAUUCUCACAGGAGCCAGCUGGCUCUGGGAAGAUGGUGUUGAUUGGUGAUCUCGAUUAUGAAAAUCCUAGUAAUCUAGCAGCCGGCAAUAUAUACAGUGUGACAAUCCAGGUGCAGGAUGUUGCCCCUCCCUACUACAAAAAUAACAUCUACAUUUAUGUCCUAACAAGCCCAGAAAAUGAGUUUCCUCUUGUCUUUGAUCAGCCAUCCUAUGUCUUUGACGUGUCAGAAAUAAGCCCAGCCAGAGCCCGGAUUGGACAGGUGCAGGCCUCUGACAAAGACUUCCCCCAGAGCAGCACCGUGUACUCCAUCUCCACUGGGGGGGCCAGCCCCCAGUACCCAAGCAUAUUUUGGAUUAAUCCCAAAACAGGAGAGCUCCAGCUGAUGACUAAAGUGGACUAUGAAACAACCCCCAUCUACAUUCUCAGCAUCCAGGCCACCAACCACGAGGACACCAGCUCCGUCACUGUUACUGUUAAUGUCCUGGAAGAAAAUGAUGAAAAGCCAAUUUGUAUCCCAAACUCUUAUUUCCUGGCCAUCCCAGUGGAUCUGAAAGUUGGCACAAACAUUCAAAAUUUCAAGCUGAUGUGUACUGACCGUGAUUCCAGCCCCAGGUCCUUUCGCUACUCCAUUGGCCCAGGCAAUGUCAACCGUCAUUUCACCUUUUCUCCCAAUGCUGGGUCCAACAUCACACGCCUGCUCCUGGCAACUCGUCUUGACUAUCCUGGUGGGCUGGACAAGAUCUGGGACUACAAGCUACUCGUCUACAUCACUGAUGACAACUUGCUGUCCGGCAGGAAGAAAGCUGAGGCUCUGGUGGAAACAGGGACGGUGACACUGAGUAUCAGCGUCAUUCCUCACCCAACCACGAUUGUCACUACGACCCCCCGGCCCAGGAUCACUUACCAGAUCCGGAGGACAAACGUUUACUCCCCGUCAGCAUGGUAUGUGCCCUUUGUCAUCACGUUGGGCUCCACGUUGCUUCUGGUUCUCCUGGUGGCUCUGGUCAUCCAGUUGGCCAAAGCCAUCCACAGACACUGUCCCUACAAGCCUGGGAAGCACAAGAAACCUCUGAUGAAGAAAGGAGAAAUGAAGAGCACAAAGAGAGAAGUGGUGGUGCAAACCAUCCAGAUGAGCACUGUCUUCGAUGGUGAAGCCACAGACCCAGUUACUGGUGCAAAGUAUGAAUUCAACUCAAGAACUGGAGCCAGAAAGUGGAAAGGUUCCUUAAUGCAAACAUCAAACUGGAAAGAGUCCAGCCACCCGGGGGCUGCUGCAAGCAGCGCUGUCUCCGCGGGAGGGACCGGGCCACGGAGGAGCACCCACAAGGAAGGAGAUGGGCUGAGCGGCCAAGCACAGGCUGCGGAUGGAGGCCCAGACUCCAGAAACGACCAUGGCAAGCCGGGCAUCCCAAAGGACAGAGACCCCGCCCUCCAGAGCAGAGCUUCCCCCAAACCUCGCCCAGGGAAGUGA